CUAUCUUGAGGUUGGCAUGUUACCUAGACACGCGUCGCCUUAUCCGGAGAGUACGGAAGCUCGCAUGUUGGUUGCAAGUUGGAUGGCAUAGACCUAGGCGACAAGGACAACCCAAUCAUCUAGCCGGACACCUACUCCUUUUGCCCAGCGGCAUCAGAACUGAAGUGUAACGAAACGACGGGGGAAAAGUAAGGAAUAGCCUCAUAAGCAUAAAGACUACACUGGCAAGUUUCUAUGAGAUCCACGAGAUGCGAUGAGAUUACGCCCGGAUAGCGAAAAAUAUUAGGUGUAUCGGCAGCUCGAACUCGAACCAAAGGUUCAGGUAGAAAAAGAAAAGCGAAGGGAUAUGGCUUGCGCAAAUAUAGGCAUUCUAUUCUUAAUUGACGCAUUUUCUGGUCACGACAAUCCGUUCUUUGAAAUUACUUCUCAUAUCGCUGUCAUGUCUUCUGCAAACUUACCAGUUAUUCUCCUCGUCCCGGGUGCAUUUGGCACGGCUGAAGGCUUCGACCCGAUAGUCCCUCACUUGAAAGAAGCUGGGCUCUCAACUCACCCAGGACCGUACCCCAGCAAUAACCCUUCAGAUCCGACUACAGCAACUUGCGCAGAGGAUAUUGCUUCAUUGCGCGACAAUGUUCUCCUCCCUCUUCUAGAGAAUAGAGAUGUUGUCAUCCUCGCCCAUUCUUACGGCGGCGCAGCGAAGAACCUAGACAAAGAGACCCGCAGUAAGGAAGGGAAGACCGGCGGGGUUGUUGGGCUUAUUUACGCUGCGGGCAACAUCACACUUGAAAACGAAUCCCUGUUCGAUGCGAUCGGCGGUAAUUAUCCCCCGUUUAUCAAAGUGGACAAGCCAUCUAAAGGGCUUUCUCUGAUUGAGCCAGCAACGGAGGUCCUAUAUAACGACUGCGACCCUGCGCUAGCUGCGAAACUGGAGAAAGAGAUGACGCCGCAUGCUUGUUUGGCGUUUGAGACGAAAGCUACGGCGCCUGCUUGGGCGGAUAAAGCAUUUGAUGGGAAGAGGGCGUAUAUCCGCACCGUAGAUGAUAGUUGCAAUCCUACAUUUGUCCAGAAUUUAUGGCUGGAGAAGUCGAAGGUCAAAUGGGAUGUGGUCGACUUUAAAACGGGGCAUAUGCCGUUCGUCAGCCAGCCGGAAAAGUUAGCUGCGCAAAUUGCGAAGCUUGUUAAUGGGUUCUUGGGCAUUUAGUUCUCAACAUGUUGUUGUAGCUACCAGUACUAACGCCGUUUG
This is a messenger RNA of Hypoxylon trugodes, 1243 nucleotides long. Its product is annotated as alpha/beta-hydrolase. Bases 347 to 1201 code for a protein of 284 amino acids. The record is from RefSeq and is a predicted model, not a curated record. NCBI's taxonomy places the organism in Eukaryota, Fungi, Ascomycota, Sordariomycetes, Xylariales, Hypoxylaceae. The transcript has 7 exons.